Messenger RNA from Argiope bruennichi, 1238 nucleotides. Its product is annotated as alpha-tocopherol transfer protein-like. Gene Ontology annotation, molecular function: phosphatidylinositol bisphosphate binding. The record is from RefSeq and is a predicted model, not a curated record. The transcript is spliced from 6 exons. The coding region runs from base 119 to 844 and encodes 241 amino acids. NCBI's taxonomy places the organism in Eukaryota, Metazoa, Arthropoda, Arachnida, Araneae, Araneidae. Gene Ontology annotation, cellular component: membrane.
CCGUCUUAUCUCUCACAGUAGAAUAACAAUUUAACAUAUAUACGGAAACAAUGCAAGAAGCUUGUGGACUUUCCUCGGUAUGCUAUGAAUGGGAUAGAAUAACUCCACUGUUUUUAUAAUGAAUCAUUCAAGUUCCAAAUUCUUACGUUACGUUGUGCAAGACAUAAAUGAGCCUUCAGUCUUACCAUACCAAAAAGAAAUAAAUGAGACGCCAGAAAACAGAAUUACAUCUCUAGAAAUACUUCGGAGAGAAUUACAAAGUUUUAAGGACUUUGAAAUAUGCAUGGAUGAAGAAUUUCUACUUCGUUACCUGAGGGUUUCUAAAUUCGAUACAGAAAGAGCAAUUCAACGAGUGUUAAAUUAUUAUCGAAAAGCCGAUGCUUUAAUAGAAAUGUACAAGAAAGUGACUUUUCCACUUCAAAAAGCUGAAAGUUUAGGUCAUCUAUUUAUUUCUCCAUAUAGAUGUCAGAAUAACUCAUUUCUUGUUCUUGGAAAUGGCGGUAUUGUAGAUUACAAAAAGUUCACCUUUGCAGAACGUUUCUAUUUAGAAAUAUUAUUUGUUCAUGAAAUUAUUGAAAAUCCAGUCAAUCAAAUUUGUGGGGGAACAUAUAUUUUUGAUUACGAAGGAUUUAAUAUCCAUGGCUUUCUGGCGUUGACACCCGGAUGGGUACGAACGUUUCUAGAUUUCUUAUUGAAUGUUUUCCCUUGUCGGCUCAAAGCAGUUCAUAUAGUUAAUGCACCGUCAAUUUUUUCACCUAUCUGGAAAUUUGGACAACCAUUUGUAUCCAAAAAGAUUCUGACUAGAAAUUUCUAUUUUUCAGUUUUUUCUUCAUACAAAAAAUGAUGACUGGGAAAAACUGCAUGCUCAUAUUUCUCCAGAAAUCCUACCAGAAAAGUAUGGGGGAAAAUUAAAACAAGAAGAAUUGAUCAAUUGUCUUGAGGACUUGGAAGAAAUGGAAAAGAAAUUUCGUAAAAUGUUAGAAUUCGGCUUCAUCAAAACGAAAAAAAAUCGACAAGCUCACAAAGUCUUUCAUUAAAAAUUGAAGAUUUCUUUUCAUACCAUCUCCUUGAUAUAAUGCGAAAAGUUUUCAACAUUCAAGAACGUCAACUAUUUUUUCACUAAUGUGAAAAAAAAUUAAUAAUUUUCCAACAUCUAUUCCAAAACAUCUUAGUUUCACAAUACUUUAGAAUUUUUUUCAUCUAUUUUAUAUUAAUUUUAAAAUUUAUUUUUAAUUAUG